Molecule: messenger RNA, 944 nt
Organism: Heteronotia binoei (common prickly gecko)
Lineage: Eukaryota; Metazoa; Chordata; Lepidosauria; Squamata; Gekkonidae
Product: dickkopf-related protein 3-like
Exons: 4
Coding region: 248-832 (194 amino acids)
Biological process (GO): multicellular organism development; negative regulation of canonical Wnt signaling pathway
Cellular component (GO): extracellular region
Molecular function (GO): receptor antagonist activity; co-receptor binding
Source: RefSeq, a predicted model, not a curated record
GAUGCGGAGACAGAGGGGUAUUGCUUGGCAGUCGUGGAGCCAGACUUCUGGGCUUUAGUUUGCUCUCCUGGAGAGCCAGGAGGGCCUAGGCAUUAUGCUAAGCCGCUAAUCCCUGAUCAGCCUCCUCCCCCUCCCCCCCCCCCAUUAGAUUGGCAAACAGCUUGAACCAGCAGGAGCUGAGAUAGGCCUGGCUAUAUAAACUUUCCCAGCCUGGCUGACUUGCCAACUCCAUCAGCACCGGGUCUUCAUGAUGGAAAAUCAUCUCUGCCUUAUCAUCUUCUUCCUCUGUCCGUCACCUGCUGUGCAUGGCUACAUCUGGGCCUGGAUGUACUCCCUACCUAAUCAGGACCCCAGCGAAGUGGCAGCCAUAGGCUCUGGACCAUCAGCUAGCCGGGACCUUAAGGCUGCUGUGUGCAGCCAGGAGGUGCCUUGUCCCCAAGGGCUCUUCUGCGACCACCAUUUUGGACUCUGCCUAAGCCGCCGAGAAGAAGGGGAGUACUGCCGCUGGGACACCCACUGUGCCAAGGGUUUGAACUGCAUGUUUGGCAGAUGCCACCUGAUUGUGCCAAGCGGGCAGGAAGGUGCCCGCUGCCACCAGGAUAAAGACUGUGGUCCUCAUGCAUGCUGUGCCCGCCUUCAUGGGGAAAUGGUUUGCAAGAAACGGCUGCAUUUAGGUGAUGGAUGCUACAUCCCCCAAGGAGGUAUUGCAUUCAGCUUGAAUCAAGUGUGUCCCUGUCUAGAAGGGCUUGUUUGCAGAAGGACCUCUUCUAAGCAACAGAUAGCAGCUGAGUACCGGCCAGAGAAAGGCGAGUGGCAAUGCCAGAAAAAAUAAGUUUUAAAAUAACAGUAUUUAAUAAUCCCUGUAAAUAGCACUGUACAUAGAGUUGUUCUGCCCUUUGUGUCUCUGUCUGGAUGUUUUUAAAUAAAACAAGCCAUAAAACCUA